Molecule: messenger RNA, 924 nt
Organism: Tarenaya hassleriana
Lineage: Eukaryota; Viridiplantae; Streptophyta; Magnoliopsida; Brassicales; Cleomaceae
Product: protein FAF-like, chloroplastic
Exons: 1
Coding region: 235-801 (188 amino acids)
Source: RefSeq, a predicted model, not a curated record
AGAAAAAAAAUCCAACAUAUUCUCUCUGAUUUUAAAGAUAGAUUUCCAUUUUCUUUUUCUGUCGGAACAAAAUCCAGAGAGACUGGAAUUCUAGCCUCUUGUCUCGUGUAGAUAAACUCAGCAUCUUCUCCUUCUUCAUGCAUCUCUCGUGCCCCCCCUCUCUCUCUCUCUCUAAGUAACAGGAACAGUGCAAAUCCUCUGUGUUUUUUGGUUUCUCCUUCUUCUUCGUCUUCAAUGGCGGCAUUUGGAAGCUUGCGCCAUAUAUUCGAAAACCCUAAACCAGAGAAACCUCCGAAGACCCUUUUGGAAUCUCUCUCCUCGCAACCUACAUGGAGCCACAAACCCACCUCCGAGGAUGAGACGCCGUCGUUUACUGAGAUAUUCGGGGAGCUCCACUUCACGGACAAAUCCCACCAUGUUAAUUUUCUCGAUAAUCACGACAACGUCGCCCCUCCGUACGCAAGCUCUUCUUCUUCCUCUUCCUCCGCGCUGCAGCUAUGUACGGAGGGACUGGGGUCGGAGAGCUCGUACGACGUGGAAGACGAUACCGUGAAGGUCAACGAAGAAGUCAACGCAGGAGAGGUUGAAGAGAGGGGCAUUGAGAGAGAGAGGGGGAGGAAGAAGAAGAAGAGGGAGUACCCGCCGGCGAUGAAGAGGCUGAGUUUGAAGGGUCAUAGAGAGGAAGGGAGGUUUGUGUUGGAAGAGGUGAGGAUCCCGAGGAGAGAGAUUCUCCGUGCGAGUCGUGAAGACGGGAGGCUGACGAUGAAACUCGUUCAGACCGAAGACGAAAUACAUGAUUGAGUUGUAAUAAGCCUUUUUUUUUCCCUUCAUCUAAUUAUCGUUUUUGGUCCAAAAUUUGUGCCGUUGUUUUGCAAUAAGUUUCGUCUAGAAUAUGAAAAUUUUGGCUGACGCCCUCCUUCACCA